GAUGGAGGAUACCAAAACAAUGUGCCCCGGGUCCCUAAGGGAGGAGCAUGUUGCCUUCCUGUUGUAGCUGGCACUGUGUGGACCCCACCGCCACCGUGGAAGAAAGCAGGAGCUCAUGGCAGCAGGCCUACACCCACUCGGGCUACAGCACCUCCCCACCCUCCCCCGCCCACCUGUGCAAGGCCUGCGGGGGCCAGUUUGACAGUAUGAGGAGGCAUGUCUGUGUGGACUGUAAGAAGUCGUUCUGUGGCCGCUGCUCCGUGCAGCUAGAGCUGGUGCCACGCCUGUGUCUCACCUGCCAGCGUUUCCACCGCACCCUGUUUGACCGCGCCACACUGAUGAGGCUGAAGGUCAAGGAGCUGCGGGACUACCUGCACCUGCAUGAGGUUCCCACGCAGACAUGCCGAGAGAAAGAGGAGCUAGUGGAGCUGGUCCUGGGCCAACAGACGCCCAGCAGGAGCAGCAGUGAUACUGUCUCCCAACCCACUGCACCAGAGCUUUCUGAAGCUCCCACACCACUUCCUCCUCCACUGGCAGAGUCCGAGCAACUCACUGAGGAGGAAGAGGAAGAGGAAGGGGAGGAGGAAGAAGAGGAAGGGGAGGAGGAAGAAGAGGAAGGGGAGGAGGAAGAAGAGGAGUCCUCCGACAGCGAUGAGAGUGUGGUACCGGGCCGCAGGGCGUCUCUCUCAGACUUGAGCAGCGUAGAGGACAUCGAGGGCCUGAGCGUGCGACAGCUCAAAGAGAUCCUGUCUCGCAAUUUUGUCAACUACAAGGGAUGCUGUGAGAAGUGGGAGCUGAUGGAGAGAGUUACACGUCUCUAUAACGAUCAGAAAGACCUGCAGAAUUUUGUUUCAAGUACGAAGAAAGAAGCAGCAGAGCCAGCUGAGCCCAGCGGCCCAGAGGAAAACCUCUGUAAGAUUUGUAUGGACUCUCCCAUCGACUGUGUGUUACUGGAGUGUGGACACAUGGUGACGUGCAGUAAAUGCGGGAAACGCAUGAGCGAGUGCCCCAUCUGUAGACAGUAUGUGGUUCGAGCCGUCCAUGUCUUCAGAUCCUGAUACCUGGGACAGGCAGUCAUC
Messenger RNA from Chanos chanos (milkfish), 1079 nucleotides. RefSeq names its product E3 ubiquitin-protein ligase rififylin. Gene Ontology annotation, biological process: proteasome-mediated ubiquitin-dependent protein catabolic process; negative regulation of extrinsic apoptotic signaling pathway via death domain receptors; protein K48-linked ubiquitination. Gene Ontology annotation, molecular function: ubiquitin protein ligase activity. The transcript has 6 exons. The coding region runs from base 48 to 1058 and encodes 336 amino acids. Lineage: Eukaryota; Metazoa; Chordata; Actinopteri; Gonorynchiformes; Chanidae. The record is from RefSeq and is a predicted model, not a curated record. Gene Ontology annotation, cellular component: cytoplasm; plasma membrane.